AUGCUCGCGACGUCAAUCCCUGAUGUGCUCGCUGAAUCGCAGCGUGCUUAUGGCGAACAGCUCGCUAAUUGCCAAACUUUGAGAGAAGACAUGGACGACGCGAUUGCGCUUCUCAAAGGCGAUCUCGAACAGUUCGCUUCCUCGGUGGGCGAUGCUGGUGGUCAUCGUGCCGAGGCUCCCGAGGGGCACUCAGUCAGGGAUAGGGUGGACGACGGAGCCUCGUCAGAUGGUUCUUCGAACGACUCUGCGUCUAAUGUGGCGUUGGACGAGACCGCUGCUUCCAGUCAGAGGCGGUUGGACGAGAUGGCGGGCGCCAUCGACGCAAAUAUUUCAUCCUCUGUCUUUUCUGCUGUUUCAGAGCUCGGGCGCGGGCUUGCCAGCGCGCUCGGCGGGAUGGUCCAGGCCGUGCUGCCGACCAUCGCGGAGACGGCGCCUCCGAGUCUGCUGAAACUUCUGCUUCCUACUGUGGAGGAACGUCUCUGGAAGAUAAUGGAUCUGUGUUCACUUGGGGACAAGUGGCUGGAAGAGGAUAUUCAGGGCGCCAACGAAAGCCUGCUCCAGCAGCUCUCCACGGUCCAGGAGUUGACCAGCUGCCUGCGUGCAGAAGUCAGCACGUUUUCCGAUCGCAUAGAGGUAGUACAGGCGGCUCGGCGCACAGCUGGCAGCUUUGCGGGUGGGCUUGCCGCUGCCCGGUCCGUCUACGGCGCGCAGGGCCGCGAUAUCGACGUCCUGCCACUUAGCUACGCCAAGUUCGAUGAGAUCGCUGCUGGGGCCGAGGUUUUCGAGCGUCUGGAGGUGCUCGAGUCGUUGGGCCACCAUGGCGUGCCCUCUGAGCCACCUAUGAUUGACUGGCGGCGCCGACGGCUCGUCUGCCUCGCGGUCUGCGGGUACGUGCACGGCUACUCGCUCCGCUUUCCCUUCGUCUUCCUGUGCUGCUUCACUUGCGAGGUGCGCUUGUCGGCGCAGGCGACGCGGGAGCUGGAGCGGGAGAAGAGGAAGGCCCUGUGGGGCGCAGGCCCCGACUGCUUCGUCGACCUGGAGAGCGGCCGGGACCGCCCGACGGCGAACGGCUGGGAGCACGCGUUCGACGCGUCCAAGACCAGGCAGAAGUUUCUCCGUCUGCUCGGCGGCGGGGAGCUCGCCGACGACAUCAGGCGGAAGGAGGUGGAGGUCGUCAGCGACGCUUCCGACGCCUCGGAGGAGCGGGCCAUAGAUGAGGCGGACUUGCCCACGGACUGCCCCGUGUUCGAGUUUAGCGAGGGCCAGGGCGACUUGGUGGCGGUGCCAAAUCCUGGCUGCCCCGAGGGCGAGAAGGCGCGGUGCCACCUCCACGAGAAGCCCAGGGAGGGCUGCAAGCUCUGCCAGAGACACAAGGAGUCCUUGGCGAAGGCAAGCUUCCUCGCGCCCCUGUCCCCCCGGCAGCCAGCAGCCAUGGCUUCGGAGGAGGCACCGCCAUCGUGGGUUCAGCAGCUCACGUCUGGCAUGAACACCAUGAACUCGAGGAUGAACGAAAUGCAGCUCGCAGGCAACAACAGUUUCGAGCAAGUGGGCUCUGACAUCAGCGCUGUUGCCUUCCGUCUCGACAUCUUGGAGGCGCGGAUGGAGGUCAUGCAGAAAGGUGCCGACAAUGCCGUGGAGGAGGCGGCUUUUGCGUCGGAGCGGGCUCAGUACAUCAACAAGCUCGAGACCACUGCUGACCAUAUCAAGGAUUCUCUCGAUGUGCUCACCUCGGAGUUCAGCACUAUGGACGAGCCGAUGAUGGCCAGUACAUUGCGCCGCGCCGCUGAACAAGUUCGUCUUCAGCCAGUGCCACUUGCCUACAACGCCCAGUGCGUGAUCAAGGCCUUCGAGAUGAAUCGCAAAGCGAUCUUCGAGUUUGGGGUCGCCUCACAUGGAAGUGAUUUCCUGAGCAAUUUCGACGUCAACACUGCCUUCCCAGACCUUCGUGGCGGCCGGCUUGGUCUGGCUAUGGGCAAGAUGAGGAACAAGUUGGAAACCCUCUUGCGCUCCAAUGACUACCAGGUCGGCUCCAACGGUUGGGUGGCGACAUUUACGUGCUGCGCAGCUUGGAGGAUCCCGUUCGCGUUGCCCACCUCACGCCCCGCGAUGUCUCAUAACAUUCACGUGAACCUUGAGCUUCCUGCGCUUCCUGAGUUUGGACUGGAUGCCCAUGCAGACGCGCUGCUCAAGGCGGCGACAGUGGCCCUCAGGCUAAGCGCCCCGCCGCCCUGGGGACCGAGCGCGGGCCAGAUCGCCGCCGCCGGCCCCUGCGACGCGCGCGGCGCCGAGCGCAAGCUCAGCACCGUGCGGCGCCUGCGGCGGCUGCCCAAGACGCUGGCGGGGCGUCGCGCGGCCCGCCAGGCUGCAAGAGUGUCGGAGCUGGGCAGGUAUCGAGUCAGGAGGAUCGAGGCGGAGGCCCACCAGGUGAGGCUCAGGCUGGUCAGCGCCACCAUCGACGCGAUGGACGCCGAGGCGGAGCUGGCCAAGCAGCAAGGGCGCGGUCAUACCAAACUUGAGUAUUCCCAGCCGCACCUCAUCCAUGGGCCUAUCAACUGGACGACCAACCAGCGAGGCAACUGUGAAUUUCGAACCGUAGCGUUAAGCAGAGAGCAGUGCGACAUAUACUCCUGA
Molecule: messenger RNA, 2631 nt
Organism: Prorocentrum cordatum
Lineage: Eukaryota; Dinophyceae; Prorocentrales; Prorocentraceae
Source: the annotation of a GenBank genome assembly